Molecule: messenger RNA, 5793 nt
Organism: Acipenser ruthenus (sterlet)
Lineage: Eukaryota; Metazoa; Chordata; Actinopteri; Acipenseriformes; Acipenseridae
Product: gastrula zinc finger protein XlCGF57.1-like
Exons: 3
Coding region: 270-2018 (582 amino acids)
Biological process (GO): negative regulation of transcription by RNA polymerase II
Molecular function (GO): DNA-binding transcription repressor activity, RNA polymerase II-specific
Source: RefSeq, a predicted model, not a curated record
CCCAGUGCUCCUGGGCGAUGUCCUGCUUCCUGACUUGUAUCUAUCAUUGAUUCGUUCUGAUUACUUUAAACCCGCCCCAACUACCGAGUGACAUUCCUGCAUUCCUAUUGGAGACUCCGCUUCGCAAUCAGGAUGGAGGUUUGUCAGCGGGAUUGAAAUUAAAGAUGUAUUACAGUUAAAAUACGGAGGAUUUAAAACAGAAUUGUGGCGAAAUAUACAAAAAUGCCUACACACAAACCCCCCAGAAGAAUGUGCCCGUGACCAUAGGGAUGUCGUUGUGGAAGACAGCAAGGAAAGAAGCUAUAAUACAGAAUCCUGUGUGCUGCCUGGACAGUGUGAAGAUGGAAUCUGUCGAGAUUAAAGAGGAGUUCCCUGAACUUGAACUUGUCCCCUUUAGAGUGGAGUUCUUUGGGCUGGCUUCCCUCCCUACUAAACAGGAGCUCUGUGAGCUGCAAUGUGACAGCAGUCAGCCUGAGGUCUCUGAGAUUAAAGCUGAGCACAAUGAAUUGGAGAUCCCGCAAACAGAAGAAUCCCUUCCUGUUAAACAAGAAGAGGUGCUGGAAACAGUCUGUAUUAAAUGGGAGUCCCCUGAAAUAGAGUUUGACCACAUGGAACCAGGCAAGGAAGAAUCUGAGGACAUCAAACCAAACAUCCCUGAGCUGGAGCCUGUACACCUGCGGGAGUGUAGGGUGGUGCUGGAGAGAAUCUGCAUGAGAGAGCAAGGCGCUGGAGAGGAAGGCUCUCCCAACAGCAUGCAAGCAGGUGGAAAGGAAGACGGGCAGUCACAUUCAGAAUGCAGUCUAGCAGGUUCCAAUCCAGCAGCUAAAGCGAGGGUGGGCAGUGGAGAAUAUCCUGACUGUGGGAAAGGUUUCAACCAGUUAGGGAAAUUAAAAAAACCCCAGAGAAUUCACACGGAGAUGCCAUAUCACUGCACUCGCUGUGGGAAGAGUUUCAGUCACUCAGGAACCCUGAAAGCACACCAGCGAAUUCACACAGGAGAGAAACCGUAUUGCUGCUCUGACUGUGGGAAGAGUUUCCGUGUUAAACAAGGACUUCAAAAACACCAGCAAACUCACACAGGAGAGAAACCAUAUCGCUGCUCUGACUGUGGGAAGAGUUUCCGUGUUAAACAAGGCCUUCAAAGACACCAGAAAAUUCACAUAGGAAAGAAACCGUAUCCCUGGACUGACUGUGUGAAGAGUUUCGGUCAGUCUGGACACCUUGUUUUACACCAGCAAACUCACAAAGGAGAGAAACCGUAUCGCUGCUUUGACUGUGGGAAGAGUUUCAGUCGGUCCGGACACCUUGUUUCACACCAGCGAACUCACACAGGAGAGAAACCGUAUUGCUGCUCUGACUGUGGGAAGACUUUCCGUUUUAAACAUGGCUUUCAAAAACACCAGGGAAUUCACACAGGAGAGAAACCAUAUCAUUGCUCUGACUGUGGGAGGAGUUUUCGUUUUAAACAAAGCCUUAAAAACCACCAGGGAAUUCACACAGGAGAGAAACCAUAUUGCUGUACUGACUGUGGGAGGAGUUUCCGUUUUAAACAAGGCCUUCAAAAACACCAAGGAAUUCACACAGGAGAGAAACCGCAUCACUGCUCUGACUGUGGGAAGAGUUUCCAUUUAAAACAAAGCCUUAAAAAACACCAGGGGAUUCACACAGGAGAGAAACCGUAUCGCUGCUCUGACUGUGGGAAGCAUUUCAGUCAUUUGGGAAACCUGAAAGAACACCAACGAAUUCACACAGGAGAGAAACCGUACUGCUGCUCUGACUGUGGGAAGAGUUUCCGUCACUCUGUAAACCUAAAAAAACACCAGCGAAUUCACACAGGAGAGAAACCGUAUUGCUGCGAUCGUUGUGGGAAGAGUUUCAGUAGGUCAGACAGCCUUGUUUCACACCAGCGAAUUCACACAGGAGAGAAACCAUAUCGCUGCAGUCAUUGUGGGAAGAGUUUCAGUCGCUCACACAGCCUUGUUUCACACCAGCAAAUUCACUCAGGAGAGAAACUUUAAAGACUAUGUUCAAUGGGACUUUACACUCUGAGUCAAAAAAAAAAAACGUUAACCCUGCAUAUGAAUCCCUGUGUAAUUACUAUUUUGUGUAUUACUCUUAAAAGAGGUAAAAAUGCACUUCGACUCUCUUGCACUCUGAUUGUGUCAAAGUGGACGGUGACUCAGACACAUCACAAGAGACUUCUCUGCUGUCAGUUUAACUCAGGCUGUCAAUGCAGUCAGUGCCUGGGAGCGGGAAUAUGCAGAAAGGAAACUAUUCCGCAGCUCAUCUGAUGGAUGAGUUCCAGGGUUUAGCAUUUAAACUUCAUUAACCUGAACAUAAAUAAACAUUCAUAUUAUGAGGUGUCUAUGCCACAGCUUAUUACUGGUACUACAUUUAUAGCUACUGCACCUAAACCAGCCACUGAACACAAUGGGCCUCAUUAGCAAAAGAGCACUAAAUUUGGAUUUAGCACGUAUGUAAACUAGUGAGCGUGACGCUUGUGAUAAAUCUAAAUUUACUGCCCCAUUUAUCAACAGAGAACGCAUUAAAAUAUGUGCACAGUAUUUGGCUAAUUUACAUACCAUACCAUGCACACUACAUGCAUUAUGAGCGAUUUUAACAUGUAUUCCUUGUCUGAUGUAAAAAAAAUAAAUAAAAAAACAACUUUUUUGUUUCUCCUUUUAAUACAUAUACAAUAAAAGUCAUGUUGUGCAAUGGAACAUUUUUCUUUUUGUUCUGCUUACUUGAAUCUAUUCAGUCUUGAACAAAGAAGACUACGCGGCGAUCUGAUUCAAACAUUCAAAAUCCUAAAAGAUACAGAUACAAGGACCAGGGUUCACAAAUGGAGAUACAAGGACCAGGGUUCACAAAUGGAGAUUAGAUAAAGGGGCAUUCAGAACAGACGAUAGGAGGCACUUUUUUACACAGAGAAUUGUGAGGGUCUGGAACCAACUCCCCAGUAAUGUUGUUGAAGCUGACACCCUGGGAUCCUUCAAGAAGCUGCUUGAUGAGAUUCUGGGAUCAAUAAGCUACUAACAACCAAACGAGCAAGAUGGGCUGAAUGGCCUCCUCUCGUUUGUAAACUUUUCCUCAGUGUUCUAGGAAAUCUGCUUCUAGUUUUAUCUGCCUAUUUCUGUACUAUAAAAUACAUUAAGUAAUAUGUUGAUUAAACCGUGCCUGCAUACUUAUUGACUAUGAAUCAUCCAGUGGGGGUAAUGGGUUUUGUGUAAAGCAGUAUAUUGGCCUACGUACAAUUUAUAUAGACAUUUUCAUGUACAUUACUGUGUGUGUGUGUGUGUGUGUGUGUGUAUAUGUAUAUAUUUUACGAUGUAGCCCACCAAGCGAACAGUCUUAACUUACAUGCUGCACGAUUUUUCCGUUCAACACAUUUUCAUAACCAAGUAAUUCAGCAAGAUGUAUUUAUUUUGCAUUGGUGAAUCAGUGAAUCAAUGAACAAAUCUGUUGAAUUGAUUCACUAAACUGAAAAAUCCAACUAUUUGAGUCAGUAAAAAGAACAUAAGAAAGUUUACAAACGAGAGGAGGCCAUUCAGCCCAUCUUGCUUGUUUGGUUGUUAGUAGCUUAUUGAUCCCAGAAUCUCAUCACGCAGCAUCUUGAAGGAUCCCAGGGUGUCAGCUUCAACAACAUUACUGGGGAGUUGGUUCCAGACCCUCGCAAUUCUCUGUGUAAAAAAGUGCCUCCUAGUUUCUGUUCUGAAUGCCCCUUUAUCUAAUCUCCAUUUGUGACCCCUGGUCCUUUUUUCAGGUCAAAAAAGUCUCCUGGGUCGACAUUGUCUAUACCUUUUAUGAUUUUGAAUACUUGAAUCAGAUCACCGCAUAAUCUUUGUUCAAGACUGAAUAGAUUCAGUUCUUUUAGCCUGUCUACAUACGACAUGCCUUUUAAACCCGGGAUAAUUCUGGUUGCUCUUCUUUGCAUUCUUUCUAGAGCAGCAAUAUCCUUUUUGUAACGAGGUGACCAGAACUAAACACAAUAUUCUAGGUGAGGUCUUACUAAUGCAUUGUAAAGUUUUAACAUUACUUCCCUUGAUUUAAAUUCAACACUUAUCACAAUAUAUCCAAGCAUCUUGUUGGCCUUUUUUAUAGCUUCCCCGCAUUGUCUAUGAAGACAUUUCCUAGGUCUUUUUCAUAGAUCCCUUCUUCCAUUUCAGUAUCUCCCAUAUGAUAUUUAUAAUGCACAUUUUUAUUGCCUGCAUGCAAUACUUUACUCUUUUCUCUAUUAAAUGUCAUUUGCCAUGUGUCUGCCCAGUUCUGAAUGCUGUCUAGAUCAUUUUGAAUGACCUUUGCUGCUGCAACAGUGUUUGCCACUCCUCCUAUUUUUGUGUCGUCUGCAAAUUUAACAAGUUUGCUUACUAUAGCAGAAUCUAAAUCAUUAAUGUAGAUUAGGAAUAGCAGAGGACCUAAUACUGAUCCCUGUGGUACAUCACUGGUUACCUCGCUCCAUUUUGAGGUUUCUCCUCUAAUCAGUACUUUCUGUUUUCUACAUGUUAAGCACUCCCUAAUCCAUGUGCAUGCAUUUCCUUGAAUCCCUACUGCGUUCAGUUUGAGAAUUAAUCUUUUAUGCAGGACUUUGUCAAAAGCUUUCUGGAAAUCUAAAUAAACCAUGUUGUAUGCUUUGCAAUUAUCCAUUGUCGAUGUUGCAUCCUCAAAAAAGUCAAGCAGGUACUAACCUGCUUGACUUUUUUCCUAAAACCAUGCUGACUGUCUCCCAGGAUACUGUUACCAUAUAGGUAAUUUUCCAUUUUGGAUCGUAUUGUAGUUUCCAUAAGUUUACAUAUAAUAGAAGUCAGACUUAUUGGUCUGUAGUUACCUGGUUCGGUUUUGUCUCCCUUUUUGUGGAUCGGUAUUACAUUUGCAAUUUUCCAGUCUGUCGGUACAAUCAGUGUCAAGAGACUGUUGCAUGAUCUUGGUUAGCGGUUUGUAAAUAACUUCUUUCAUUUCUUUGAGUACUGGAGUACUCAAGGCAGCAGUGUGGAGUAGUGGUUAGGGCUCUGGACUCUUGACCGGAGGGUUGUGGGUUCAAUCCCUGGUGGGCGACACUGCUGCUGUACCCUUGAGCAAGGUACUACCUAGAUUGCUCCAGCAAACACCCAACUGUAUAAAUGGGUAAUUGUAUGUAAAAAAUAAUGUAAUUGUAUGUAAAAAUAACGUGAUAUCUUGUAACAAUUGUAAGUCGCCCUGGAUAAGGGCGUCUGCUAAAAAAUAAAUAAUAAUACUAUUGGGAGGAUCUCAUCCGGCCCAGGGGAUUUGUUUAUUUUAAGAGCUCCUUGUCCCUUUAACACUUCUGCCUCUGUUAUGCUAAAGUUAUUUAAAACUGGAUAGGAACAGAUUGACAUGUGGGGCAUGUUGUCCAUGUCCUCCUUUGUAAAAACCUGAAAAGUAAUUUAAUAUAUUUGCUAUUAUUAUUUAUUUAUUUAUUUAUUUAUUUAUAUUUUAUUUUAUAUAUAGAUAGAUGUAACCAUUUAUUUAUACAUUUCUGUUUUCAAAAUCUGUAACUUAUAAAUACGGUUUCCAUGUUUAAUCUCCUUAAGAUUUAAUAAAGCACUGUAGCAGCGAGGUAAGUUUAAAAUAAAGCACAUUGGGGGGAAAAAAGGAUAUUUAAUUAUAUCGAGUAAAUUUAUUAUACGAGAAUAAUUAUACAUGCAGCUAAAAAAUAUAUAUAUAUAUCAAAAAAUACAUUGCCACUUAAACUUUUUGUACUGAAAUGAAAAAAAAAUAAAAAAAUAAAAAUACUUAAGAGUCCUUUUGGGGGAUAUCAGGGAUAUUAAUGUCUACCUG